Molecule: messenger RNA, 1573 nt
Organism: Prunus persica (peach)
Lineage: Eukaryota; Viridiplantae; Streptophyta; Magnoliopsida; Rosales; Rosaceae
Product: E3 ubiquitin-protein ligase MARCH2
Exons: 8
Coding region: 206-979 (257 amino acids)
Molecular function (GO): zinc ion binding
Source: RefSeq, a predicted model, not a curated record
CCUUACACUACAUAUUCUGCUGGAAGCUAGUAGCGAGAGGAGCACCAAACUUCUAAAAUCCCAAAAAUUCAUGUCCUCUACUGUUUCUUCUUCUUCUUCUUCUUCUCCUUCUUCUCGUUAUGCCAAAGCCAGAGAGCUUGUGGGUUUUAUGACUGAAGUUCGAACAAGAGCGUAACUGGAAAUUCGAUUCAAUUGGGGUCUCUCUAUGGUUCUGAGCAAAGGUGACGAGCACAGAAGCAGUGAGAGAUCGAUGAGGAGUGAGAAAGAGAAUGAAAUACCCGACUUGGAGAAGCAGCAGAGUGAUAGCGGAGCUGAGCCUAGCUCACUUUCCAAUUCCUCAUUCGGUGAUACGGUGCCGCCGCUUCUAAACGUCGUCGUUUUGGAUGAGGCGUCUCGCGAGGUUCAUGAGCAAACCACGGCCAAUUUGUCGAGGGAGGUACCUUCUCCCAAAAAGGGUGACCUGUCGAGAACUUCCAGCUCUCAUGAACAAUGCAGAGUGUGUCAGCAGGAGAAAGAUGAAGUUUUGAUAGACCUUGGAUGUCAAUGUCGAGGUGGGCUUGCAAAAUCCCACCGAUCAUGUAUAGACACUUGGUUUCGAACCAGAGGAUCGAACAAAUGCGAGAUAUGCCAAGGGGUAGCUGCAAAUGUGCCACCUCCACAAUCCCAGCCGACUGGGAGCUACUGGGUCUGGAGAGUUGACUCAACCUAUCGGUCACAAAAUCGAGACAGGCAGGGUUGUGUUAGCCCACUUUAUGUGGCAUUUUCAAUCCUCAUUGGUGGUCUGCUGUUGGACGUGCUAAUAUCCGUUACCCUCGGUGUCUCUGCACUCCCCAUUAACAUCAUUAUAGGUAUUAUUGUGGUUCUUGGACUUGGAACUGCACUGAGACUUAUCUUGGAAUUCUUCCACCAGUGGAGUUUGAGGAGAGUUGUGCAGAGGGUGGACACAAAUGUGCCUCUUGGUUACCAUCCUGCUUUGUAGUUGAUUAUGAGCCGUUGUGCUUUGUAGGAUUUAAAUUGUAUGAACGACACAAUACGUCAACGGUUGAUGAUCACUUAAGUCCAAUAAUUAGAAUUUAGGCUACUAUGGAGUGAAAGGAUGGAGCAGCCGACCAAGGGCAUGAGAAGUCAUGGGAUGUCAUUAGGGUUUGAACAAGACUUUGCAUUAUGUUGCAAAACCUACAGACAUAGAAGAUAUAUUCAUGUGCUGCAGCGCCGAGAAUCUAACUUUAAACUUUUAUUAAAGGUGGCAAGUGGCGACAUUUUAUUUGGGACUACGAUCCUUUUCUCAGGCUUUUCCCUAUGCAUUGGAGUUUGUGAUUUGUGAUAGUUUUUGGACUUGAGACUAAAAUAAAAUAAUUAGCACCCAAAGAAUGUGAAGACACAUACUUAAGCACAAAUUUUUUGUAAAGGACUUACUAGUGUAGUGGUAUGGAGUAUUUACUCCUUCAAGUAAGGUUUUGGGUUCGAAUUUUAGCAUUCGUGUAGUGUGUGUAAGUUUAGUAUGCUAUAGUUCCUCUCAAUAAGAAAGAUCCUCAAAAAUAAAUAAUAAAAACACAGUUUUUUCUUUUGUUCU